CCUGGUAUGAGGUUUCUGAUUUACGGUCAGGCAGGAGAAGAGUAACAAUCACCAUGACUUCCCCCAGGGCUGCUGCAGGAACAGAAAGGAGAACCACAGAAGGGAAGAACCACUCGACCGUUCACAGAGUUGAGGAGAGACACGUGAUUCUUCUCUCAAAGGGGAUAAACAUUUCAACUGUGGAAGAUAACUGAAAAGACUGAAAACUCCCCUCAAACGAGGAAUAUUGGAUGUGUAGGACAAUUUUCACAUAAGGAAAACUGAUGUAAAGAACUGUGGAUACCAAUACAGGUAUUUUGUGGUGUUCCUGUAUAUUUUUCUUCUAAGUGUUUCAUAACAUAAAACCGCAAAAACUGAGAACUCUUCAAUAUUUCAGGACUGUGCCGAAAUGAAACUGAAGUUUUUCCUGCCUUUUGCACAUGGUUGGAAUAACAAGUUGAACUUGGAUUUUUAUGACAAACAAGCACACAACUGAAGAGAAAUUUUUCACUCUGUAAAUGUUCCAAACUUACAAGCUUGGUCUAAAGAUGUAUAAUAGCACCCUACAAAUUUAUAACAUCAGUACAAUGGGUGUCACUCAAAAUUACAUAAAUUGCAAUAAGAGUGAUGACUUCAAGUACCCUCUGUACAGUUCAGUUUUCAGCCUGGUGUUUGUAGUUGGACUUUUCUUCAACAUGGUGGCUGUAUAUAUUUUUGGGUGCACACUGAAGCUGCGAAAUGAGACAACGACAUACAUGAUAAACCUUGUCGUUUCAGACUCUCUCUUUGUUCUCAGCUUGCCUUUUCGGAUUGUUUACUUCAUUAAACGUGAAUGGCUAUUUGGAAGUGUGCUCUGCAAGAUCUCGGUGGCCCUUUUCUACACCAACAUGUACGGCAGCAUUCUCUUCCUCACCUGCAUCAGCGUUGACCGUUUCUUGGCCAUUGUGUACCCGUUCCGAUCCCAGACUAUUCGUACUAAGAGGAAUGCCAAACUGGCCUGCUGUACAGUGUGGGUGAUGGUUCUUUCUGGAAGUAUACCCACAGGGUUUGUUUUGGACACCACUUCACCCAUAAAUGCAAACUCCUCCUCAAACUUCUGCUUUGAAAACUACUCCAAAAAACAGUGGAAGUCUGAGCUGUCCAAGGUGGUGGUGUUUAUUGAGACUGUGGGCUUCAUUAUCCCAUUGAUGGUCAAUGUGUUCUGCUCGGUCAUGGUGCUACGGACACUGAGGAAACCACAAACUAUUAGCCGUGGAGGGAACUUCAAGAAGGCAAAAAUCUUGAGGAUGAUCCUUGUGCAUCUGCUUAUUUUCUGCUUUUGUUUCAUUCCCUACAAUUUCAAUCUCAUCUUCUAUGCCCUGGUCCGCUCCAAUGUCCUGAAGGGAUGCUACGCAGAAUAUGUGGUCAGAACCAUCUACCCCAUUGCUCUGUGCAUAGCAGUGACCAACUGCUGCUUCGAUCCAGUAAUUUACUACUUCACUUCAGAGACCAUUCAGAGCUCCAUCAAACGCAAGUCCACAAUGUGGCAUAAUGGUGCCAAGCUCCUCAGCAGACUACAGAUGGACAGCACACAAAGUAGUCCAAGUACAAAACCAAAAAGCCUGGCCCAGAGGACUGUGAGAUCAAAAACUUUUCACAAUGAGUCAACAGUCUAACCACAACUCUAUUAUGUGACAUGAUUAAUAAUUCAAUGUGUAUUGCUGGUGAAACUCGAUUUGAAUCCGAGGUUAUAGGUGGAAGCAGAGUGGCCCUGAAGAUCAUAACAACCGAUAAACACAAUGGUUACUAAGGAGUCACUCUCUCAGUGUCUACCAGAAGGCACAGAGACUUCAGACUGGGAUUUAUGGCUCUGAUCCCUAUUCAGUCAAUGAAAGAGGAGAGCAAGUCAAACACUUGAAAAUAGUAAAUUGUUUUGCAGCAUAUUUAUCAUUUAUCAGGUUGACAAUUCACAAAUGCACAUGUUAUAAUAAUCUUCAAUCUAUUAAGGACUGAAUUAUGAAUUUAUAAUGUGCAUAAGAGGAGAUGGCAGUUGUGUAAGCCAUAGUCAUGUGUAUAGUGCUGCAAAUAAGUAUCAGCUUUUAGUGUUAUUCCUCAGUGCAGAUUCUCUUAAGAAAACUCUUUUUUGGCAAUGCUAAAAACAGUAUUAAAGCUUUUUCUAUGUACUUUGAUGUGCAGUUUCUAAGUAUUCGCAGCCCCACUAAGGCUUUUUAAGCACUUUAUAGAGCAGCAUGUUCUGUAACAGCAUUUACCCUUUACACUGAAAGCAAAUAAAAGUUGUGAAAUGUUUGACGUUAGCAGAGUAUCAGUUGUAUGCAGGGCAUUUGUCUGGACUGAUUAGUCAUACAGGCACUAACAACACAGCUAAUGCAAUAACACUAUGACUCAAUUAAUUUCAUUAACAGAUUACAGGUGUGGUCAGUAACUGACGGCUGCAUUGCAUGAGGCAAUGCAGCACUGACACUGCCAAUGGGCUUAUCUAGGUAACUGGUCACUGGUGUAGGAAAUUUAGGGAUGGUAAAACAUGAAAACAUGUCAAAAAUUCAGAAUCUGCCCUGUUGUAUUUCUGCAUAAACAAAAAAUUGGAGUAUGUGGAAAUUAAAUUCAAACUCAGAUACAACACAAGGAAUUGUCAAUCAACUCCUUUUCACUUCUAAAUGUGAAAACACAGCUCACAGUGCAAAUGGAAUAUGGUGGAGGUUGAAUGCACGUGAAAUAAUUGUUCUUUCUUGUAAAAGCUGUGUGCUGCAAGACCGAGCACUGCUGCAUUCCUGUUGAGAGGCUUAGCCUGAAGGCCUGCACUGACAAGGGUAGUCUCAUCAUCAUCAUUGGUGACGAGAAAGAUUGUGAAACCAAAGCUGGCAAGCAGCAACAUGCCUCCUGAGGGAGAAGAGCAUUUACAAAGUAGAUCACAGAGGUGACUGCUGCAAUCCUGCUUCAUAUCUGGUGAAUAGUGCAAAGCUUAAACUUAAAACUGGCAUCCUCGAGAUAAAUAAAACAAUUA
This is a messenger RNA of Xiphias gladius (swordfish), 2980 nucleotides long. RefSeq names its product lysophosphatidic acid receptor 6-like. NCBI's taxonomy places the organism in Eukaryota, Metazoa, Chordata, Actinopteri, Istiophoriformes, Xiphiidae. Gene Ontology annotation, biological process: positive regulation of Rho protein signal transduction; phospholipase C-activating G protein-coupled receptor signaling pathway. The coding region runs from base 498 to 1634 and encodes 378 amino acids. The record is from RefSeq and is a predicted model, not a curated record. Gene Ontology annotation, molecular function: lysophosphatidic acid receptor activity. Gene Ontology annotation, cellular component: membrane. The transcript has a single exon.